This is a messenger RNA of Polistes dominula (European paper wasp), 3044 nucleotides long. It is a transcript of the gene mbt, whose product is annotated as serine/threonine-protein kinase PAK mbt. NCBI's taxonomy places the organism in Eukaryota, Metazoa, Arthropoda, Insecta, Hymenoptera, Vespidae. Gene Ontology annotation, molecular function: protein serine/threonine kinase activity; ATP binding. The record is from RefSeq and is a predicted model, not a curated record. Gene Ontology annotation, biological process: protein phosphorylation.
ACGUUACCACCAAUGUUACAAAUGAAAAUAUAAAUAAGGGAGAAAACAACAAAUCAAUGGAUUGUCAUAGCAGAUGUGCAUAUGGUUGAGAAUACAGCGUAUACUAGGGAAAGCAGCGCUAUCUCGUAUGAAGUAGGUGAGUUUCAGUUGUUCUGCUUAUACAUUAAAAGUAGUGUUAUAUACGUUAGUAUUAGUAAUAUAAGAGUAUAGUGUUAUAGUGAACAUCAGGUGGAGUCGAGAAACUGUACAUACAAUUAACAUAGUUUUCCUUAAUACAUUCCAACUACAGUAAAAAGUGUUAUAUCGAAAAAGUCUAGCUGAAAUAUCAAAGAAGCCCCUGUGAAGUUACUGCAUCACGAAUCGGCAGGGGCUAACGAUGUUCGCUAAGAAAAAGAAGAAACCACAAAUAUCUACGCCAACAAAUUUUGAACAUAGAGUACAUACAGGAUUUGAUAAGCGAGAGGGCAAAUUUGUUGGAUUACCAUUACAGUGGGCUUCAAUAGUGGGCAAUAAUCAGAUCCUUAAAUCAACCAAUCGACCAUUACCACUAGUAGAUCCAAGUGAAAUCACACCUACGGAGAUACUUGAUUUGAAAACUAUAGUAAGAGGACAUAAUGACCCUAGAGUUAAAGUAUUAAUAAAUGAUAAGACUACGGAGAAUGGAUUACCCAAGACCAGUACAGUUGCAAGAUCAAAUUCGCUUCGUUCUUCAAGUCCGCCACGACUUAGGAGAGAUUAUAGGCAUAACACUAAUCUUCCGCUCUCUGUACCCGAAGGACAAGAAGUACCCUCAAAUACUAGUCAAAUACAAGGAUUUACAAACUUUGGCAAACCGCAUAGUUACCUUGACAAAAUGCGACAAAAUUCACCAAGCGUUACAUCUUCUGGAUUAAAUCCUAACAUUCAAAAUAUGAUUCCAAAUCUUCAAAAUUUAAAUCCCAAUAUGCAGUCUUCACCAAAUUUAACUCAUACUGGACAAAAUGCUCCUAAUUUAUCUCUUAAUUUUCAAAAUUUAAGUCCAAUUGUUAAUUCGCAAAGCUCCACAUCAAAUCCAACUACUCCGCAAGUUCCAGAGUCGUCUGAGUUUCACAGAUUAAAUUCACAAAUGACAAUUGCAUCUAAUCAAUAUAAUGUGUGUAAUAAUGGCAACGUUCAGAUUCCAAUGAAUGAAGUAUCUACAAGAGAUCAUCAAGUUGCUCAGAAUAUGUUACUGCAGAAAUUGCAACCAAAAAUAUCGCCAGUUGGAUCGAUAGCUUCACAACGACCUCUGAGUCAACUGAGUUCUCAUAAUAUUAAUAAAUAUCCCCAAAAUUAUAAUAUGGGGGAAAAUUCAAGUGCGAUGCAACCCCAUUUGAAAAAACCAAUGGAAACAUCGCAGUCAAUGCAUAACUUAUCAAAAUCAAAUGUUCCUUCGACAGUUGCUGGAACUGCUCCUCCAACUCCAGAUCAAAAUCAAAAUAUGAAGAACGCUUUAUCAUCGGGUAAUUUAACAGUUGGCUCAAGUUCGAAUAGUUCCAAUAAGCAGACUGCUGAACAACGUUUAACUCAUGAACAAUUUCGAGCAGCUUUACAAAUGGUGGUAAGUCGAGGUGAUCCUCGAGAAAAUUUAGAAAGUUUUUUGAAGAUUGGAGAAGGUAGCACAGGAACUGUGUGUAUAGCAACAGAUAAAAGUACAAAUCGUCAAGUUGCAGUUAAAAAGAUGGACUUGAGGAAACAACAAAGGCGAGAAUUGCUUUUUAAUGAAGUUGUUAUCAUGAGGGAUUAUCAUCAUCCUAAUAUAGUUGAGAUGUACGAUAGUUUCUUAGUGGAUGACGAACUUUGGGUAGUGAUGGAAUAUUUAGAAGGUGGCGCAUUAACGGAUAUUGUAACACAUUCGCGCAUGGAUGAGAGUCAAAUUGCGACAGUAUGUUCGCAAUGUCUUAAACCAUUAGCGUAUCUACAUUCACAAGGAGUUAUUCAUAGAGAUAUUAAGUCUGAUUCAAUAUUACUUACGGCAGAUGGAAGAGUUAAAUUAUCUGAUUUUGGUUUUUGUGCUCAAGUCUCCCAAGAAUUACCAAAGAGAAAAUCUCUGGUUGGAACACCCUAUUGGAUGAGUCCUGAAGUUAUUUCAAGACUGCCAUACGGACCUGAAGUAGAUAUUUGGUCAUUAGGGAUAAUGAUCAUUGAAAUGGUCGAUGGUGAGCCACCAUUUUUUAACGAACCACCUUUACAAGCUAUGAGGCGUAUAAGAGAUAUGCCACCUCCAAAAUUGAAAAAUUCUCAUAGAGUAAGUCCACGUCUUCAAGGAUUUCUUGAAAGAAUGCUCGUUCGUGAUCCAGCUCAAAGAGCAACGGCAGCUGAAUUGUUACAACAUCCAUUUCUUAGGCAAGCUCAAAGUCCAAGUAUUUUGAUUCCAUUAAUGAGAGGUGCAAGACAUACAAAUUGUUGAUAGGUGAGAUAAUGAUAUGGUCUUUAUUUCAUGGUUUUAUUCAAUUUUUCAUUAAUGACUGCAAUAAUAGACACUAAAGUGGAGAACAUUGUAAAAUAUACCUGCUGAUUGAUGUUAUGCAGUCAUUAUUGUAUUGUAGAUCAUGUAAAGUUGGAAUAAUGUUUAGACAGUUUAUUCUAAAAAGUUUAAACAUUCCAAUUCAUUCUGAGACGUUUUUCACGCAACCCUUUAUAUAUAUAUAUAUAUAAGUAUACAGUCAUAAUUAUAUUGUAGAUCGUGUAAAGUUUAAUAAUGUUUAGAGAAUUUAUUCUAAGAAGUUUGAACAUUCCAAUUAAUUCUGAGCUUAUACAUAUUAAUUUAUAUAAAAAUAUAUGAACUGUGUUUGCCAAUACUAUUAAUGUUAUAUAAAACCGAAUAUUUCUAAAAGCCAUGUAAUAGUUUUCGAAACAGUUUCUAAAUAGUUACGGAACGAUUUACGAACUUGUAUAUAUCAUUUUAUCCAUAUAAACACACACACAAUCGAUGAUAAUAUUGGACAAAUCGAUAAGAUAUUUAUUUAUAUCUACUUCAUGUAGAAUAAAUAAAAAAAAAGAGUGCCUUGGCUAUAAAAAGAUAU